CUUAACAGUCUCUUUUUCCUUCCUUUAUAGAAUGCUGCAUUUUUAUAUGGUCUUGGUUUGGUCUACUUCCAUUACAAUGCAUUUCAGUGGGCAAUUAAAGCAUUUCAGGAGGUGCUUUAUGUUGAUCCCAGCUUUUGUCGAGCCAAGGAAAUUCAUUUACGACUUGGGCUUAUGUUCAAAGUGAACACAGACUAUGAGUCUAGUUUGAAGCAUUUUCAGUUAGCUUUGGUUGACUGUAAUCCCUGCACUUUGUCCAAUGCUGAAAUUCAGUUUCACAUUGCCCACUUAUAUGAAACUCAGAGGAAGUAUCAUUCUGCAAAAGAUGCUUAUGAGCAACUUUUGCAGACAGAAAACAUUUCUGCACAAGUAAAAGCAACUGUCUUACAACAAUUAGGUAUGUAAUUAUAUGUUUUAUAUGUUUCUCUGUAUAUUUUUCACAGUUGGUAAAAA
Messenger RNA from Peromyscus leucopus (white-footed mouse), 450 nucleotides. RefSeq names its product histone demethylase UTY-like. The record is from RefSeq and is a predicted model, not a curated record. Gene Ontology annotation, molecular function: RNA polymerase II cis-regulatory region sequence-specific DNA binding; histone H3K27me2/H3K27me3 demethylase activity; chromatin DNA binding. The coding region runs from base 172 to 402 and encodes 76 amino acids. The transcript is spliced from 5 exons. Gene Ontology annotation, cellular component: MLL3/4 complex. Gene Ontology annotation, biological process: heart development; regulation of gene expression. NCBI's taxonomy places the organism in Eukaryota, Metazoa, Chordata, Mammalia, Rodentia, Cricetidae.